Molecule: messenger RNA, 3513 nt
Organism: Oncorhynchus mykiss (rainbow trout)
Lineage: Eukaryota; Metazoa; Chordata; Actinopteri; Salmoniformes; Salmonidae
Gene: dph6
Product: diphthamine biosynthesis 6
Biological process (GO): protein histidyl modification to diphthamide
Molecular function (GO): diphthine-ammonia ligase activity
Source: RefSeq, a predicted model, not a curated record
UUCAUCCAGGAAGUGCUUGCUCACAUGAGUUUUUGUGUAUAUGUCGAACUGCUGCUGUGACUGGUUGCUAUGCUGUACACAUAUUCAGAGUAAACGAAACAUAGAUAACAUUAUCCGAUUAUGCAUUUAGUAACUGUUUAUGUCUACAGAAAUAUUGCAUAAAGAAAAUGAAAGUAGUUGCGUUGAUAAGUGGGGGCAAAGACAGCUGUUAUAACAUGAUGCAAUGUGUUGCUGCUGGGCACCAGAUAGUAGCGCUGGCCAACCUGCGUCCUGCUAACAAGGAUGAGUUGGACAGCUACAUGUAUCAGACGGUGGGGCACCAGGCCAUAGACCUGUAUGCUGAGGCUAUGGAUCUGCCCCUGUACCGACGCACCAUCCAGGGCUCCAGCCUCAACACUGGGAGAGACUACAGCCAGACAGAGGGAGAUGAAGUGGAAGACCUCUACCACCUACUGAACAUGGUUCAGGAAAAGGAAGAUGUCGAGGCGGUGUCUGUAGGGGCCAUUCUUUCAGACUACCAAAGAGUACGAGUGGAAAAUGUGUGUGUGCGACUGGGUCUGCAGCCCCUGGCCUACCUGUGGCGCCGUGACCAGGCAACCCUGCUCUCCGAGAUGAUAUCAUGUGACCUCCACGCCCUCCUCAUCAAAGUGGCCGCCUUCGGGCUGGAUCCUGAGAAACACUUGGGGAAACCUCUGGCUGACAUGGAGCCCUAUCUAACUCAGCUUUCUGAGAAGUAUGGAGUCCAUGUCUGUGGAGAAGGGGGCGAGUACGAGACAUUUACUCUCGAUUGUCCUCUGUUCAAGAAGAGACUUGUUAUUGAUGCUAUGGAGACAGUGAUCCACUCUGCAGAUGCCUUUGCUCCGGUUGGCUACCUGCACUUCAGCAUGAUGCACACAGAGGACAAGGUGAAUGGCCCGAUGGCGAGUGCUUUGCCCCUCGGUAGUUGUCCUUGCCAGAGUGUCAUUGAAAAGAUGACUGAGGAGGCUGAUCAAGCUGAAGACAUCCAGGAAGAAUUUACAUCAAAUGGUGACCUUAGUUGUCAUCGGGGCCGUGACUUCCCGUCCUGCUCACCUAAAAGCUCCAGGGGCUACCAGUGGAUCUCAGGCAUCACCGGGCUUCACAGCCCAGACCCAGGGAUCCAGAGUCAGACCAAUACAGCAUUCACUCUGCUACAAGCUGAGCUGGAGAGGAGAGGCUGGCAGCUGAAGCAUAUUGUUCUGGUUCACCUGUAUGUGAGGAACAUGGAGGACUUCAUUUCACUCAACAAAGUCUACACCACCCACUUUGGCGUAAACCCCCCUGCCAGGGUGUGUGUCCAGGCACCUCUACCUGCCGGUCAGCUCCUCCAGAUGGACUGUCUGCUCCACGACUGGCCCCCGGAGCCACAGGAGGCCCAGCAGGAGGCUACCUUUCACCACAGAGAGGCUCUUCAUGUCCAGAGCCUGUCCCACUGGGCUCCCGCCAACAUCGGGCCCUACAGCCAGGCCCUCAGGGUGGAUGAGGCAGUGUUCUGUGCAGGCCAGAUCGCCCUGGUGCCUUGUACCAUGCAGCUGGUGAGGGCUGGAGCAAGGACCCAGGCCUGCCUGUCCUUCAGCCACAUAGAGAAGGUUCUGGAAGCAGUGAUCAGCAGCCUUACCCUGGGCCAUGUGCUGCAGGCCCACUGCUACGCCACCCGCAGCCAAGACAUCCCUGUCAUCAGAGCAGUCUGGGACGGCAAGCUGAGGGCCGCACAAGAGAAGGAGGAAUCAUUCGGGGAGCAAGAGAUUCAGAGUGGACCCUUGGUGGUUACCGUGGUCCCUGCCUUACCCAGGGGAGCGGCUGUGGAACUGCACGUCAUUGCUGCCCACGACGACCCCAGACACAGGACUUCCUGUCACAUGACUACUGAGGUGGCGUGUGGAACCAUAGAAUGUCAUGCCAUGCUGUCCAGCGAUAGCCAGUGUGCCACUGUAUCCUUGGCACUGAUGGUGCCCAGCUCUGCACCAGCUGUCUCAGGGGUGGAAGGGGAGAUACUGGGGGCACUGGUUGCUACCCUUCAGAGUGCCAUGCAGAAGAUUGGUGGUGGCGGGAUCUCUCCACUGUGUGCCAGGGUGUUCUACAAGUGUAACAGUGCUCUGGCUGGACAGCUUGUAACAGGACUUGAGGAAUGUUUGAGGACCACUCUAGGCCAGGCCAGCCCAUCUGUGGCCUUUGCUCCAGUCCUAGACUUGCCUGACUUUGCUGUCCUCCACCUGUCCUGCUGGCUCAGUCUGUAGAGAGUGAGACCUAUCUGGACAAGAGAAACCACUCUCCCCCAUCCACUGCACAGAACUACAACUCUAGAAGAAUGCUAAAGGAGGAACCAUGAUCCACCCAGAGAGGGACUUGAAUGUUCCUAGAGACCACUUAUAUUACAGACUUCAUUUGGACACACACCAACCCUUUGCUUGAUGGCCUUACUAUUUGUUAUUGACGUGCAUGUUUCUGUACAUAUAUGUAUAAUUGCGUACAUAUGAGUAUUAGAGGCUUACUUAAGACACUAGGCUAGUAAUCCACUGUAUCCUUCAAACAAGGCUUCCAACAGCUGUCACUCUGAAACAGAGAGCAUUUAUGAGACAGAUCUAAUGUACAGUACAGUACAGGACAGUACAGCCCAAAUGCCACAGCACCAGAGAGCUGCAGUCAGUGUAUCCCAGACCACGAGCUAAUAGCUACUAUAUAUCCCUGCAUCUUCCACUGUUAUCAAUAGAUUCACACUUAGCAAGCUAACACCCCUAAUAAAAUCCUAGGUUGUAGAAAAGCUAUACAUUGAUUUGUUUUUAGGGUGUUAUGCAUUGUUUGUGUCUGCCUGGUGUUUGGCACGGCCAGAGACUGGUUAUUACAAUAAGCAAUCAGAACCAAGCACCUGGAAAGAUUAAGCCUCUUUAUGUUGCCCAUUGAUUCUAACACAGUGUGGUUUAUAGGAGAGGGUCGUUCCUCUAGCCUACACACAGCUGCAGGGCUGGAGUCCACACAAAGAGAGCGGAAGAGUGUGUGUGGGUAUGCACUAUAUAUAGUGUGUGUGUUUGUGCGUGCGUGCGGGGUGUGAAGAAAACAACACCAUUAACUAUUGCUCCUGGAACAUUUAUUUUCUCAAACAUUAUGAACCGUAUUGAUGAGCUCAAUUGGAAUGCAUCUUUACUCAGGCUCUAUCCUCUCCAUUGUGCUGGUGAUGGAGGGAGCAGAGUGGGCUAUUGAUCUCAACCAUCUAUCUGUUGUUUUCAUUGCUCUUAUCAAAAAUUUAACAAUAGAGGCAACCAACAGUGCCUGAAGAUUUUAUUGAAGGUUAAAAAAAAAACAGACAAGCAAUUAUCUAUGAGGCUGAGCAAAAUAACGCAUAAUACAUGUUAAGAUUCACCAUGUAGGUUUAGUCUACCUAAAGGAAACGCAAGGGCACAUAUGGAAUAUACCUUGAGAGGGAAAAUCAUGUAUAAAACAGCAGCACCGCUCAAUUUAACAAUGUGUAUAAGUUCCUUAUUAAAAUGCUGAACACAU